AUGGAUAUCGUUGAUCGGGAUAUGGAGCGGGCGGAGGUCAUGGCCACACGGACCUAUUCACAAGAAAGCAAAGCACGCCGCUCGUUGCGAAGCCAGAGAUCUAACCAGUCGGUUUCCUCCAGCUCUUCCGGUUCCUCCACAUCCACCGAUGCAGAUGCGAUGGGUAGAAUCGCAACAGCGUCUGCCGCGACCCUGGGUCGCAUUCGAACCCAUCCGGUUGAGAUGCACCGAACAGCAACGCAUAGGUUGCAACAUGUCCAGACCGUCGGGGCGAGUGAGAAGACUAAGAGUCGCGCUGAGAGCAGGCCUUUACCUGAGUUUGGCGGUGGCAAGCCUUAUCCUCCUGCGUUGCCCGAGCGGGAAGAGUAUGUGGUUGAGUUUGAUGGAAAAGAUGAUCCAUUACAUCCACAGAACUGGCCGUUCAAGAGGAAGCUGUACAUCGGUGCCAUGCUUGCAUAUACCUGCUUGUGUAGUACCUUUACUUCGUCGGUUUUCUCUGCCUCCACUCAGACGAUUACCCAUGUUUUCGGCAUCAGCCUCGAAGUUGCUACUCUCAGCACCUCUCUCUACGUGCUCGGCUAUGCUUUUGGUCCUCUAAUUUGGGGACCUUUCAGUGAACUGCAAGGCCGAAAACUGCCCAUCUUGGUUGGAAUGUUGGGGUUCACUCUCUUCAAUUUUGCAUGCGCGACGGCCAAAGACAUUCAGACCGUCAUGAUCAGUCGUUUCUUCACUGGUCUCUUUGGUUCUUGUCCUUUGGCAGUGGUUGCUGCUGUUUUUGCCGACAUGUUUGACAACACCCAGCGUGGUACAGCCAUUGUCAUAUUCUCCUCCAUGGUUUUCAUGGGCCCGAUGCUGGGGCCUUUCAUCGGCGGGUUCAUCAAUGUAUCAUACUUGGGUUGGCGAUGGAACGUCUACCUUCCUGGCAUCAUGGGCGCCGGCUCCUUGAUCUUGAAUGUGCUUUUCCUCAAGGAAAGUUAUGCUCCAGUGGUUCUAGUCAGCAAAGCCGCCGAAUUGCGCCGUCGAACUAAGAAUUGGGGCAUUCACGCGAAGCAAGAAGAAGUCGAAGUCGACUUUCGAGAGCUCGUUACUAAGAAUUUUUCCCGUCCCCUGCGACUGUUGGUUUCAGAACCCAUCAUUCUGGCCAUCACCAUCUACAUGUCAUUCAUCUAUGGAUUGCUUUAUCUCUUUUUGACAGCAUAUCCCCUCGUUUUCGCGGGUGUCCAUGGGUUCAAGCCCGGUGUCUCAGGACUUCCAUUCUUUGGUAUGGUGGCUGGUAUCUUCAUCGUGGCGGGCUACAUUAUUUUUACAUCCAAGCAGUACAACAAGAAACUCGCGGCUAAUGGUGGUAUUCCCAUUCCUGAAUGGCGACUUCCACCUGUCAUGAUCGGUGGUGUAUUGUUCGCACUUGGCCUUUUCUGGUUUGGAUGGGGUGGUUACAAGAAAUCUGUCCAUUGGAUAGUCCCGACUCUGUCUGGAUUAUUCACUGGAUUUGGACUUUUGGCUAUCUUUAUUCAGUGCUUCAACUACCUUAUUGAUUCCUAUCUCAUGUUUGCUGCAUCAGCAGUCGCGGCGAAUACUUUUCUCCGUUCGAUCACUGCUGCCGGCUUUCCCCUCUUCGCACGCCAGAUGUUCAAUGGCAUGGGCAUAGAAUGGGCAUCCACACUUCUAGGCUGCUUCGCAUUCGCCUUAGUUCCCAUCCCUGUCCUGUUCUACCUCUACGGCUCCAAACUCCGCGCCAAGUCCAAAUUCGCACCGACGAUGUCGAUCAAAAAGCCCGCCGAUGAGGAGGACAACAGUAGUAGUGAUGAUGACGAGAUGCACAUGGCGGCAUUACACGCCACAAGAAGUCGUGCUCACCAUGAACUUGAGACGGGAAGGACGAGGACGAGAACAGGGACUACUGGCUCUGGUCAGGCGGCUCAACCAGCUCCGACGAAUGGGAGUACGGACGCGGAGAAGACUGCAGGUGUAUGA
Exophiala bonariae is the source of this 1974-nucleotide messenger RNA. RefSeq lists its product as uncharacterized. Gene Ontology annotation, biological process: transmembrane transport. Lineage: Eukaryota; Fungi; Ascomycota; Eurotiomycetes; Chaetothyriales; Herpotrichiellaceae. The record is from RefSeq and is a predicted model, not a curated record. Gene Ontology annotation, molecular function: transmembrane transporter activity. Bases 1 to 1974 code for a protein of 657 amino acids. Gene Ontology annotation, cellular component: plasma membrane. The transcript has 2 exons.